AUGCCGAACACCGUAUAUGUCAUUACUGGAACCAACAAAGGCAUCGGCCUUGGCCUAGUGAAGACCUUGUUAGCGAGACCAUCUACAACAGUUGUUGCCUCCGUUAGGAAUGAUAAAGCUGCUUCUUCACUGAAGUCCAGCGUCCGAGAUGUAAACAAGGGUAACGGCAGCGAGCUUUUUGUCAUGUUGCUUGACUUCAACAUCGCCCCUGAUAGCACUGCCGUCCGCAAAGCCUUCGAUACGGCGACUGGCGGCGCCGUCACCCGAAUCGAUGUUCUCAUUAGCAACGCCGCCGUAUCUGCCACAGCAUCGCGCUCAGUCUUGACCACCGCCGAGGAACUAAGGAGUGCAUUCGAAAUCAACACCAUCGCACCCUUGAUGGUGUUUCAAGGUCUCUGGCCGCUCCUGGAAAGACCGCAGGAAGCAGACGGCCGCCCUGCGAAGUUCAUCGGAAUCACGUCAUCGCUUGGAUCCAUCGAAGAACAAGAGCCUCUUCCUGCUGGCGCUUAUGGUCCCAGUAAGGCUGCGCUUAACUGGUUGGUCAAAUCGUUGCAUAUACAACAUCCAGACUUGGUAAGCGUGGCUGUCCACCCCGGAUUUGUUCGAACGUCUAUGGGUGAAGAUGCCGCGAAGCAGUGGAACUUUGAUCUCAAUCGACUUGACACGAUUGAAAGCUCUGUUACUGGCGUUCUCGAGGUCAUCGACGGAGCGAGCCGUGAGUCCACGUCCGGAAAAUUGGUAACACAGACUGGCCAAUUAAUUGCAUGGUGA
Messenger RNA from Colletotrichum abscissum, 771 nucleotides. Its product is annotated as short-chain dehydrogenase/reductase family oxidoreductase. Gene Ontology annotation, molecular function: alcohol dehydrogenase (NAD+) activity. The transcript has a single exon. The coding region runs from base 1 to 771 and encodes 256 amino acids. Gene Ontology annotation, cellular component: cytoplasm. Lineage: Eukaryota; Fungi; Ascomycota; Sordariomycetes; Glomerellales; Glomerellaceae. The record is from RefSeq and is a predicted model, not a curated record.